Triticum dicoccoides is the source of this 2467-nucleotide messenger RNA. Its product is annotated as wall-associated receptor kinase 2-like. Bases 1 to 2373 code for a protein of 790 amino acids. The record is from RefSeq and is a predicted model, not a curated record. Lineage: Eukaryota; Viridiplantae; Streptophyta; Magnoliopsida; Poales; Poaceae. The transcript is spliced from 3 exons. Gene Ontology annotation, biological process: cell surface receptor signaling pathway; protein phosphorylation. Gene Ontology annotation, molecular function: polysaccharide binding; ATP binding; calcium ion binding. Gene Ontology annotation, cellular component: plasma membrane.
AUGCUAAGCAGCUGCGUAUCCAUUGCGGCAGCGGUGUUGCUGCUGCUAAUCUCGGCAACGGCGGCCGCAGCAGGUCCUCCGCGGAUGAAGAUAGGGAUGCCCGGCUGCAACACCACCUGUGGCAACGUAAGCGUGCCUUACCCGUUCGGGAUGGGCCCAAAGAGCUGCUACUGGCCGGGGUUCAAGCUCACCUGCAACAACAACGGAAGCAAGCCCCCGCGGCUGCUCCUCGGCGAGGGCAGUGGUGGCGUGUUCGAGGUCGUCGAUAUCUCCCUGAAGAACAGCACGAUGCGCAUCGUCAAUCGUGGACUGCGAGCCAUCAACAUGAGCGACGGCUCCGGCCAGUGGAUCAUAGCUGACGCUGAGACCAUCGGCGCCGGUGGGGUGGCCUACCUGCUGAACCCGGGGUCCAAUGAGUUCAUACUGACGGGCUGCAAUGUGCAAGCGACGUUGCUGGCGAACCGGAGCCUCGCCAGCGGCUGCGCCUCUUUCUGCCCCGAAUUUGGUGAUGGCAUUAGCUAUACCCAAACUUAUAAAAGGGGAAAUUCCAAAGCAUGCUCCAACAUCGGCUGCUGCCAGUCCACCAUCCAAACUGCCAGCGCGUCUUACGGCGUGGAGCUCAAGCAGCUCAACUACAGCGGCGUGUACAGUAAUUUUGGUUCCCCCGUGAACGUGCUUAUCGCCGAGGUUGGCUGGUUCGACGUAGACCACAACCUGGAAGUGGUCAUGAACGUGGAUUGGCGGGCAAACAAAAAUCUCUCGCGGGAGGCUGAUCAGCUCAGGGUUCCCGUGAUUCUCGCGUGGGCGUUGGCACACGACGCAGCAGUGUAUAACACUGGCCAUUCGCGCUGCCCUCGCGACGCAGCCCGGGGCAUCUGCAAGAGUACCAACAGCAAUUGCAGCGUCGGAAACACAAUUGAAGAAAUCAGAGGCUAUUCGUGCCACUGCAAGGAGGGCUACGAGGGCAACCCUUACCUCACAGGAGGAUGCCAAGAUAUCAAAGAGUGCAAUCAGAAAGAAAAACAUUUCUGCUUCGGCGUCUGCGAGGAACUGUCAGGCUCGUUCCGGUGCCGCUGCCCGAAUGGAACGCAUGGAAAUUACACCAAGCCCGGUGGCUGCAUCAUCGACUCUGUGGACACAAUCCGAGGUAACAAGAACAUGGGUUUAGUCAUUGGUCUCUCAGUCGCUAGUGGCCCAUUUAUUCUACUUUUGGUUCUUGGUGCACUUCUAAUAACCCGUGGAUUUAAACAACACAAGACAAAGGUGUUGCGACAGAAGUUCUUUAGUCAAAACCGUGGCCAGCUAUUAAGGCAAUUGGUAUCUCAUAGAGCCGACAUCGCAGAGAGGAUGCUCAUCUCUUUAGAGGAGAUAGAGAAGGCUACCAACAAUUUUGAUCAAGCCCGCAAGCUCGGUGGAGGUGGGCAUGGCACUGUCUACAAAGGGAUCAUGUUAGACUUGCAUGUUGUGGCCAUCAAGAAGUCAAAUAUUGUUGUCAAAAGAGAAAUCAACGAGUUCAUAAAUGAGGUUGCCAUACUCUCACAGAUCAACCAUAGAAAUAUUGUGAAGCUUCGUGGAUGUUGCCUCGAGACAGAAGUCCCUUUACUGGCUUACGAGUUCAUUUCCAACGGAACACUCGCUGAUCAUCUUCACACGGAAGAACGAGGAUCGCUACCUUGGAAAGAUAGGUUAAGGAUCACAAGUGAAACAGGGAAAGCUCUUGCUUACCUUCACUCAGCUAUGUCAGUCACUGUAAUACAUAGAGAUAUCAAACCCUCCAACAUACUUCUUGACGAUGCCUUGACAGCAAAAGUGUCAGACUUUGGAGCUUCAAGGUACAUUAUUCCCAUGGAUCAAACAGGAACAACAACUGCGGUGCAAGGAACUAUAGGGUACUUAGAUCCUAUGUAUUAUUAUACUAGACGCCUCACGGAAAGUAGUGAUGUUUAUAGCUUUGGAGUCCUUCUUGUCGAAUUGCUUACUAGGAAGAAGCCAUCUGUGUAUAGAUCUUCCGAGGGUGAUGGACUUGUCAUGCAAUUUGUUGCACUACUUGCAGAAGGCGAUUUGGAAAAAAUACUAGACCCACAAGUUAUAGAAGAAGGGGGCAGCAAAGUGAAAGAAGUUGCUACUCUAGCCAUGGAGUGCGUGAAACUAAGAGCAGAGGAGCGACCAACCAUGAGGCAAGUAGAGAUGGCGCUAGAAGCUCUCCAAGCACCCAAUAAGCGUGUCCAGGCUGAUUUGGUAGAAGAAACAGUUGAGAAGGAAUAUGCAGCAACAGGCUAUCCAUCCACCAGCCAACAAGCAAAGAAAAACGAAGGAAGCAGGUGUUAUAGCCAAGAAGAUGAGUUCCUGUUAUCUGCGACAUACCCUCGAUAGUUUUGCUUGCUUGUAAGUGAAUUUUUAGCCAUGGUGAAUUGUUUCUGUUAUUGUAAAUCAGUGCGUGUUUUUAUAUGAAUAUAUAUGCCGAACA